AUGGGAACGGUUGUCGCUCCCAUACCACACACGGAGAGAAAGUAUCAGUCGUAUCCUGGCAGCAACUAUGUCCUACCGUCAGACGCUGCGGAGAAAGAAAGGCUCGCCCUGCAACAUCGGCUGCUCCUGCACGUCCUAAACAAUCGUAUUAUCAUGCCCGAUGUCACGAUAGGUCCGGCCGACCAUAUUCUGGACAGCGGGACGGGAACUGGCAUAUGGUUGCUGGACGCGAUGAAGAUCGUCCCUGAGACCACUGUCCUACAUGGUCUCGACAUCGAGCCUGGACUCUUCCCGCGGGAAGAUCACGCCGUCGUCUCGCGCGGAAACGUACAUUUCCACGUCGGUAGCUGCGCUGCAAUGCCGUCCGACUGGAACGGCAAGUUCAAGCUCGUGAAUCAGCGUCAUAUGAUCGCGGCGCUGCGCAAAGAGGAGUGGGAAGGGUCUAUCCAAGAGAUCUUCCGGGUUCUAGAACCCGGCGGCUGGGUGCAGUUGGGCGAGGUUGGAUACUGGAAGGCAGGCCCGGAGACGGAGAGAUUCAACGCGAUGGCGACAACCGUGGCCAAGGCGAAAGGCCUGGUCCUCGACUGUGCCGUUCAAAUCCCCGACUUGCUUCGCGAGACCGGGUUCUCACGAAUCAGUGUUGAGCCAACACUGAUCCCGCUGGGAUACACUGGAGGGGAGCUUGCUGCUGACGGUCGCAAGAACUGGAUGGCAGUCUUCCGUGGUCUGAAAACUCCUAUACUCAAGGCCGGGGGCUUCGGUCAUGUAAGCUCGGAAGCCGACUUCGAUUCGAUGAUGGACAAGGUGGAGAAUGAGUGGCAGAACUCAUCGGACGCGGAGUUACAGAACAACGUGAUCUGUGCCCAGAAACCAUUGAUAUGA
Molecule: messenger RNA, 882 nt
Organism: Fomitopsis serialis
Lineage: Eukaryota; Fungi; Basidiomycota; Agaricomycetes; Polyporales; Fomitopsidaceae
Exons: 3
Coding region: 1-882 (293 amino acids)
Source: RefSeq, a predicted model, not a curated record